AAGAAUGGAAGAAAAACUUUUAUUUUUGUAUAUGAAAUUAAAAUAAACAAAAACUUUGCACUUGUAGAUUAUUACAAUUCUUAGCCUUUAAUUUGGAUUAUUAUUCAAAUUUCUUUAUCGAUACAAUUUAUGAAUAAAACGUUUUAAAAUCAAUUAUAUAAUUACAUUCUAAAUUACAAAAAGGGAUAAUUGUGGCAUAAGUACCCAAUGUUUGGGUUUUGUACGCGGCAUAGACCCAAUGUUUAUUUUUAGUGGCAAAAGUACCCAAAAUUAGUAAAACUGUAAUUUCGUCAGUCUCCUCCGUUAGGCAGACACGUGUCACGUUUUUAUUGGUCUAAAUCAUAAUUAAUUUUAAACAUUGGGUACUUAUGUUGUGACGCCCCACGUCACUAUGGCUGCUUUCUAGAAUAACGACUGGCCCUACAAACCAAGACAAGUCUUUCCAGCGUGCUUUGUCCUCACUCGCACACUUUCUGGGAAAACUUCUCAGGAGGUCACCCAUCCCUAGAUUACUCCAGGCCAAGCACGCUUAACCAUGGAGUUCUCAAGUGAUGGGCUACCAAAAAGAAGAUGCACCUUCCUGAUAUAGGUAGUACCCAUCAAUCAAUUUAAGUCAUCUUCAACUGUGUAGUCUCAUACCUACACAGUCUUAGAAUCAUUACACUUGACCUUCCCCAUGUGGUGUGGGAUUGCACAGCUUACCCGGUCUUUCCCUUUACGAAUCACGGGAUUCUGACUGUCACAUAUGCCACGUACAAAACCCAAACAUUGGGUACUUAUGCCGCAAAUAUCCCUAAUAUAUCCAUACCCAGAAAAACGAUGAAGAUGAAGCUUUCCCCCCGACCACACCCAGACGAUCCACCCCCGACAGUAUAGCACGUGAACCCAGUAGAAGAAAACUUGUAAUUCCUUCGAAUUGGGGGUUAGGGCAUCUUUUGCAUCGGGUUAAUGGAGAACGGAAAAAAUUGUCAUUGUCGACCACCAAGGCCAGUGGUAGAAAGAACGGCUUGGACAAACAAAAAUCCUGGGCGAAGAUUCAGAACAUGCAACAAGUAUCGGAUUCAUGGUGGGUGUAAUUUCUUUGAAUGGAUAGACCCUCCAAUGUGCCAUCGAGCAAAGGUGGUCAUCCUUGGACUACUAAGAAAAAUUGGUGACCUUGAAACUGAAAUCACAUCCCUAAGUACGAAAACUGACAUUGGAAGUCAUCGGCAAUGCAGUGGUUCUUCAAAUGGAUUUGAGACACAAUCUCACAACCUUCAAAAUGUUGGAAGAGAAAGCUGUGAAAGUUGUGCUGAAAGCAGGGGUAGAGUAUAUGAUGGAGGUCGAAUGCAGUGUUACUACUUUUUGAAUACUAUGUAUUUUGCUGUAAUUCUAUUGAUUGUGGUUAUUUGGGCUACAAAAUCAAAGUAGAAGUUGUUGGUAUUGUUAGUUUAUUUUUGGGUAAUUUUCAUGUGCAGUAUUGACAAUGACAAAGCUAUUGCACCCUAGGCAUUGAUUUGUAAUGAAUUUUGUUGUAAAAUGAAACCCCAAAUCAAUGUAAUCUAUCUUGGUCUAUUUUGA
Molecule: messenger RNA, 1560 nt
Organism: Humulus lupulus (European hop)
Lineage: Eukaryota; Viridiplantae; Streptophyta; Magnoliopsida; Rosales; Cannabaceae
Exons: 2
Coding region: 949-1410 (153 amino acids)
Molecular function (GO): zinc ion binding
Source: RefSeq, a predicted model, not a curated record